Molecule: messenger RNA, 4087 nt
Organism: Falco peregrinus (peregrine falcon)
Lineage: Eukaryota; Metazoa; Chordata; Aves; Falconiformes; Falconidae
Gene: SLC7A4
Product: solute carrier family 7 member 4
Exons: 5
Coding region: 160-2115 (651 amino acids)
Biological process (GO): transmembrane transport; amino acid transport
Cellular component (GO): plasma membrane
Molecular function (GO): amino acid transmembrane transporter activity
Source: RefSeq, a predicted model, not a curated record
GAGGCGGAGCCGGGGCGGGCGGCGGCGGCGGCGGCGCGGAGCAGGUGGGGGCCGGGGCCGCUGGCGGAGCCCCCGGCCGCGCCCGCGCAGGUCUCCAGGCAGGGUCUUGCUGCUGCGGACCCCUCGCCCUGCCGGAGGGCAGGGCCCCCUGCCUCCACCAUGGCCAGAUGGCUGCCUCGCUCCACCGACCUGACUCGCUUCUGCCAGAAACUCAACCGAGUGAAGACCUUGGAGGACGACAUGAUGGAGACGUCCUUCAACAGAUGCCUUUCCACCAUUGACUUGACGCUGCUGGGCAUUGGGGGCAUGGUGGGCUCCGGGCUGUAUGUCCUCACAGGUACUGUGGCCAAGGAGAUCGCUGGCCCCGCCGUCAUCAUCUCCUUCAUCAUUGCUGGCUUUGCCUCGCUCCUGGCUGCUCUCUGCUAUGCUGAGUUUGGAGCCCGGGUACCCAAGACAGGCUCUGCCUACAUGUUCACCUACGUGUCUGUGGGUGAGAUCUGGGCCUUCCUCAUCGGCUGGAACGUGCUGCUGGAGUACAUGAUUGGGGGAGCCGCAGUGGCCAGGGCCUGGAGCGGUUACCUGGACUCCAUCUUCAACCACAAGAUCAAGAACUUCACGGAGACCCACGUGGGCACCUGGCAGGUGCCAUUCCUGGCCCACUACCCUGACUUUCUGGCGGCUGCCAUCUUGCUGGUAGCCACCGCUUUCAUCUCCUUUGGGGCCAAAGUGUCCUCCUGGCUCAACCAUGUCUUCUCAGCCAUCAGUAUGGGUGUCAUCCUCUUUAUUCUCAUCAUGGGCUUCGUCCUGGCCCAGCCCAAGAACUGGAGUGCCCAGGAGGGUGGUUUUGCCCCAUACGGGCUGUCGGGCAUCAUGGCUGGCACAGCCACCUGCUUCUACGCAUUCGUGGGCUUUGACGUCAUCGCGGCCUCCAGCGAAGAGGCCAGGAACCCGCAGAAGGCUGUCCCCAGGGCCAUUGCUUUCUCCUUGGGGCUGGCCACCGGGGCCUACAUCCUGGUGUCGGUGGUGCUGACGCUGAUGGUGCCCUGGCACACGCUGGACCCCGACUCUGCCCUGGCAGAUGCAUUUUACAGGAGGGGCUACGCCUGGGCAGGGUUCCUGGUGGCCGCUGGCUCCAUCUGUGCAAUGAACACGGUCCUGUUGAGCAACCUCUUCUCCCUGCCACGCAUUGUCUACGCCAUGGCUGAGGAUGGGCUCUUCUUUCGGGUCUUCUCCCGUGUGCAUCCCCGCACACAGGUGCCCGUCAUCGGCAUUGUGGUCUUCGGGCUGCUCAUGGCCCUGCUGGCCCUCAUCUUUGACUUGGAAGCCCUGGUGCAGUUCCUGUCCAUUGGCACGCUGCUGGCGUACACCUUUGUGGCUGCUAGCAUCAUCGUCUUGCGCUUCCAGCAGCAGAAGGUGGAUGUCCCUGCACCAGCAGCUGGUGGCCGGCCCACCCCUGAGCCCCAUGAGGGUCCAUCCACCGGCGAGCUGAAGGAGUAUGAGUCCUUCUCCGACAAGCUCCAGCUGGUGGACAGGGACAAGAGCAAAGAGCACCGGGAGCCAGGACAGCUGAAGGCAGCUUUCGAGCCCUACCUGGAGUUCCUCAGCGACUUCUACCCAGGCGAGGUGGUCACGGUGGCCGUGGUGACCCUGAUGGUGUCUGCCAUCUGCCUUUGCUCCGUCUUGGUGUUCGGCAACACCCACCUCCACCUGCCCACCUGGAGCUACUCCCUGCUGCUGGUCCUCUUCAGCCUGGGCUUCCUGCUCAGCCUCCUCCUCAUCUGGGCGCAUGAGCAACAGCGCAGCACGCAGACCUUCCAGAUCCCCCUGGUACCCCUCUCCCCGGCGCUGAGCAUCGUCCUCAAUAUCUAUCUGAUGCUGAAGCUCAGCUACAUGACGUGGCUCCGCUUUGCCAUCUGGCUGCUCUUAGGCCUGCUGGUGUACUUCGGUUACGGCAUCUGGCACAGCAAGGAGAACCUGCGGGAGCCCAGGCCACAGCGUGUCAGCGCCCGUUACGUGGUGUUCCCCAGCGGCAGCCUGGAGGAGAGGGUGCAGGCAGUCCAGCCCAGCUCCCAGCCCACUGCCGGGCUGCCGGACACCGACGACUGUAAGAGAUGACGCUUCAGGGGAUGGGGACACCUGGCUAUGGGAGCAUCUGACCCCCUCCCCACAGCAAGGCCAGAGACCCCCCCACCUCCUCUUCCUGCUCCCUUUGACAGAGAAGCCACUGGGGCAGCCCUGGGCAUGUGGCUCCAUCUGGAGAUGAUGAGGAUGCUCGCCCUUCCCCACCCGGUCCCUGCAGAGCAUGGCUGGGGGCUGGCUCCCUCCCUCUCCGUCGCCAGCACUCAGGAACUGGGUCUCAGCCCAGCGCCUGCCCUGCUCCUGAGGAGCUGUGUCCUUGCCACCUUCCCCCAGGUGCACCCAGGCACCGUGCAGCAAAUCUAUCCGCAGCUGGGGAUGCAGAGGGACCCUGGGGACCUGCGCAGGCAGCCCAGUGCCGCCAGUCCUAGGUCUCAUCCUGGCUGCAGCCCUGCAGAGCCCCCCUGCCUCCUGCUCAGCCCACCUGCAGAAGGAGGCAGGGGCCAAACAUGCUUCCCCGCUGGCACCCCUGCUGUCCGCACCCCCAGGGCCACGCUCCGUAAAGGCUGGGGCUGAGGAGCUGCUGGGAACAGGAGAUGGGAGAAGGGACACGGCUGGUGUGGGCUGUCACAGCAGAAGCCCCACUGCAUUGUCCCAGCCGCUGGCAUCGGCUGUUUGGGGGGGGCUGGGGGCUGUGCCUGGCUGCAAGGUCACAGCAGGGCCAGGCUUUUGCCCCAGCCCUGAGCUGGGUGUGGGCACUGAGGACCCCAGAUUUCUUGCCUUGUCCCCAGAGGUCCUCUGCAGCAUCCCUGGGCUGGGCUGCCUGGAGCCAGCUCCCGCCUUCCCCUGCGCCCCAGCAGCACAGUCUGCACUGCCGCCUGCCCCAGCAUGGGGGGCUCAGCCCCUCAGGAUACCCCUCCCAGGCUCGCUCGGGCUUGAGACGGGCUCUGCAGGUGCUUUUCAGUAUUGCCCUCUCCCCGGCGAGCACCCCCACGCUCUGGGGUUCACCCUGGCUGCUGUGGUGUCAUGGGGUUGCUCCCCAGCGGCACUGCUGCAGCCACCCUUUGCUGGUUUGCCCAUGAGCAGCCUAAAGUGGAAGGGAGGUGGGGGUUUAGCGCGUUUUGGAAGAAAACAUGGAGGAGACAAUCCGUUGAGCACGAGGUUGCUGAACUGCCAGGCCUUGCAGCGUGGACACCCUGCUCCCUGCAGCCAUGCUGGACGUGCAACGUCAUCUGCAUCCUGUGAGGAGCCGGGGACCGUGGGCAAGCUGGUCCCAUUGCUUCUUGCUGGCCAGUCCCUGGGGGGGCCUAGAGGGGCCAUGGGUGGUCUCGGUACAAUACGCCGGCUCCCUGGGUGAACCCCUCCAUCUGCCAGUGCUGCUCCGCAUCCCGCCUCUCCCCUGUGCUGCCGCCGCUGCCGACAGAGCAGCGUGUCCCCGCCGUGCUGUGGCCCUGCUUGGCACCUCUGUGUAGUGGCUUGUGAGCAAUGGGCUGACACGGUCACCCUCAUAAAUACUGGUUCUGUGAUGGCUCUGGUCGUUUGUGCUGAGUGUGUCCCCAACAGUCCACGUGGGGAGGGUCACGCUACCCACUGCCACCUUCCUCCCAAGCCCUGCAAGGGCAGCAGUGGGCCGGUGCGUGCAGACCCUGCCCACGGCAUGCAGACCCUGCCCAGGGCUGCUCUCGGCCAUCGUGGGGCCAGGACAGGUCACAGGGAGUCACUGUGACGUGCUCCCAGAGCUGGGCUGGCACGUGUGAGCUGCACACCACCUGGCAGGGUCCACAAGGCACUCCGAGAGCAGCUUUGCUCUUCUGACAUGGGUGUUCUGUUCACGAGGAGGGGCUCCGGUGGGACCCACGGAAACUGGGACCUCCAAGGGGCUGGGACAGCUGUGCAAAGGUAGCCUGGAAGGUGAGCUUUAGAGAUACACAAAUAUAACUAUACCCGAUGGGCCUGAACCCCUUUGCCAGCCUCAAGGACAAUGCUGAGCAGCACCAGGGCAGGUUCGCUA